Messenger RNA from Trichoderma gamsii, 2091 nucleotides. Its product is annotated as aspartyl-tRNA synthetase. The record is from RefSeq and is a predicted model, not a curated record. The coding region runs from base 1 to 2091 and encodes 696 amino acids. Gene Ontology annotation, cellular component: mitochondrion; cytoplasm. Gene Ontology annotation, biological process: aspartyl-tRNA aminoacylation. NCBI's taxonomy places the organism in Eukaryota, Fungi, Ascomycota, Sordariomycetes, Hypocreales, Hypocreaceae. Gene Ontology annotation, molecular function: aspartate-tRNA ligase activity; ATP binding. The transcript is spliced from 4 exons.
AUGGGGCCUCUUGUUGGUUCCCGCAGCCUGGCAUUGCGUCGUUGCGCUUGUGCCAGCAGCUUUGCUUCGGGCGCUCCUCGACAGGCGAUUUACAGAAACAGCCGACUUUACUCACAGGCCAAAGAUGAGGCGGGAAUCCCAGCACAGAGGGCCAAUUUAUUAGAUCUGUGGAACAAAUACCAGGCUAAUGAUGAUUUACUUGGCCUUCACUCAGAGGACAUCUACGUGGGGCUGUUAGGCAAGAGCCGUAACGUCUCAAAGCAUCUUUCAUUCGCAGAUCUUACCACGCCGUCGGGUAAAGUCAUUCAGAUCUGCUCCAGUGCAGAGAGAGAUGACAAGGCUCAUGAUGAUUUCCGCCAAGUUCCUGCUUUCAGCCCCGUUCUCAUUCGCAUAAAGCAACAUGAAGCCGCAGGUGUGGCCGAGUCAAAUACCACCGACGGCUCAUCAAAAAAAACCGUCUAUCUCGACAGCAUACGUGCGUUGAAUAGCGUCCCAAAGAAUCUUAUAGUGACACCCGAAGUCCAGUUCCCUCCGACAAAGAGGCAUCUCCAGAUUCGAUUUCACCCAGAAUUGCAAGCCAGACUCCAAUUCAGAUCGUGGCUGAAAGGAAUGCUCAACCAAAGCCUGCUGGAAAAGGGCUUUACAGAUAUAGAGACUCCAACCUUGUUUAAAUCCACACCAGAAGGAGCCAGAGAAUUCCUUGUCCCUACACGACAGACAGGCACCGCCUAUGCUCUAAGCCAAAGCCCGCAGCAGUAUAAACAGGUCCUUAUGGCCAGUGGCAUCAUGCGCUAUAUGCAGUGGGCACGAUGCUAUCGUGAUGAAGAUUCUCGGGCUGAUCGACAACCAGAAUUCUCACAGCUUGACAUGGAAUGGGCUUUCGCCGGUGCCGAGACGGUGCAAAAGGAUAUCAAUGAUAUUGUCCUGGCAGCUCUGACUGCUCUGCAACCGGCACAUAGCUACAAGGAGAUUCGAGGAGAAGUGGUCCCUGUUGUUGCCGCUAUACCUGCCACUCCUCCACCUGCAGACCAGCCCGUUGCCCACCAGUUUACAAACAUUACCUUUGCAGACAGCAUUGCUGCCUACGGCUCUGACAAGCCAGACCUUCGUAUCCCUCUAAGGAUACAUGCCCUUCCCAAUCUUGAGCCUUUCCAACAUUUCGUUAGCAUGAUAACCCACAUGUCUAAUCCUCUUAUAGAAGCCUUUGCACUCCCGCUGAAUGAUUGCUCUCCUUCGGAAGCGCAAAAGUUUAUGAUUAAAUUUAUGGACGAGCUCCCCGCUUCUCUGGGGAAAAAUCCCGACGGCAAACCCCAGAUUCUCGUCUAUGAUUCCAGCAAGCCGCUGUGUGGAUUUUCUUCACUAGGCUUUGACUACGAAAGCGUUCUAGAUCUGCUUUCUGAGCAGAAGGGCCUUAAUGACGGAGAUCUUGUUGUUUUCCAGGCCCGUGAGAAGCCCGCCGGACAAUACUACUCUGGCUCAACAAAGAUUGGAGAUAUCCGAAAUUUGCUAUGGAAAGCACUUGUCGAGGCGGGUUAUAUGGAGACACCACGGCUCGGAGAGCCAGGGUCGCUCCAGUUUGCUUGGGUGACAGAGUUUCCCAUGUUCAAGCCGGUUGAGGAGGGCGAGCCAGGCCAAGAAGGCGCGGCGGGAAUCGCUGCUGCUCACCACCCCUUCACAGCACCUCUCUCUCAGAAAGAUCUAGAGUUACUUUUCGCCGAUCCCCUAGAAGCAAAGAGCGCUGCAUAUGACUUGGUCCUCAAUGGUGUCGAAAUUGGCGGAGGCAGCGUUCGUAACCACAUUGCCGAUGUCCAAGACUUUAUCAUGCGAGACGUUUUGAAGAUGACCGAUAAGAGGAUCAAGGAUUUUGCUCACCUGUUUGAGGCUCUCCGGUCAGGAUGCCCGCCUCAUGCCGGGUUUGCGCUCGGAUUCGAUCGUUUUGCUGCUCUGAUGACUGGCACACCAACUGUUCGAGAUGUCAUUGCGUUUCCCAAGACGAUGAAGGGAGAAGACCCCUUUGUGCGGUCACCUAGCAAGCUCAGCAAUGAGCAACUUGCUCCUUAUGGCUUACAAUUGCGCUCAAAGUCCUCAUAG